AUACAUUGUCUCGCUUGGCAUUCCGCCAACUGAGGCGACUGCAGCGUCAGCACGCUGUCUGCCCGGCUGAAGUGGUGAAAAAAUGUACAAAAAUCGGCCAAAAAAAUUGAAACAAAAACCAUCCAACGAAGUGACUAUUCUGUAGAGAUGGCGGUAUAAUCAUGAGCACAUACAUACAUACAUAUGUACAUCCACGCAUGUAAUACAGUUGCCAGACAAACAAAUAGAAAGCCAAAAACCCACAAGAUGUCUACAACAAAAGACACAUGCUCAUAUCUGAAAACACACACAUGCAGACGGACAUACGUACACAAGUGGGAUACUUAAAUGCGAUGGCGGAGACGCUGUCAGUCAGACAGACAAGCAGGAAUAGUAAUAACCGACAAACAACGUUGCAGUCACAGUCACCAACGCCGGCGACGUCGUCUUCUCAGACACUCAGUCUGCCGGGCUAGAAAAAUUGUAGAAAAAAUGCGCAAAUAAAAGAAAAAUAAAGUCUUCUCUAGGAAACGUGUUAUUCUCAUUCGCUUCAUUUUGACUUGUAUUGGUGCAUGCUUACAUGCUGCAAGCAUGUGUACACAUAUACAUAAAUGCUAUCGGUACAGACUGCCGGCUACGCGGGAAUGGAGCGGCUCGGCGUUCCGACCCGCACCACACUUAACUCACCACCUGACGACAGAGGGCAAUAUAGUUGUAGAAUGCGCGUGGAGACACUGCCGGCGCGAGACAUUUUAGUACGUAGCGAAACUGUGAUCCGUAGCAACAACACAAGCGGCGGCUGUACGAGCGCUUGUAUGACCACUGCCAACAGUAGUGGCAAUAAGAGUCAGCAACAGCAGCAACAACUAUUAAAUCAAGAGCAUCACAAUCAACAUUCCCACCAUCAUCAGCAACAGCAUCAUCACCAAUACCAACAACAACACUACCAACACCACCAUAACCAGCAACAACAUUACCAGCGCAUGUCAACGCAACAACAAGAACAGCAACAGCAACAGCAGCAGCAGCAAUCGGCGUGCAGCAGUGCAAGUAGCGCCCGUAAUGGCAACAUGCCCGCACGCAGCACAACAACAAGUAUUAGCAACAGCAAUAGCAGCAGCAAUUUCAUGCGCGGCGGCAUCGAGGCGGCCACCCUCAAGUACGGCAGCAUGGGCAGCGGGAGCGGUGGCGCCGGCGGCGGCUACGGCAGCAGCAUUUCGGGCAGUUCCUGUGGCAGCAAUAGUUCCUGCAAUAGUCACAGCAUCGACCACCAUCAGCACUAUCAGCAAGCGAAGCAGCCGAAGCAGCAGCGCACGCCACGUUGCCCACACCAUGUGCCGCUGCCGGAUAGCGAAUGGGGUCAGGAUCGCAGCAUGCAACUACGCGCAAGCUAUCAGCAAUCUGAAUUAACGCGUUCCUACAUCAAACCUCCGCCGAACAAAACCAUAAAAGACGUUCCAGAACAAUCAUCCUACAAUUUUAAUGCGCUGUCAGCGUUUAGCGGCUCCAACAUAACGCUAUAUGCGGCGCCCGCGACGUCGGCAGCAGCACAGCCACAACAACAACAGCAACAUCCACCAAAAUCAAAGCCAAACGUGAUCACAAAGCUUUUUUCGCGCAAAAGCUCACCCAAAUCGCCCACAGCGCUCGCAUCAUCAUCCUCUUCCACGUCGGCGUGCUCCUCACUGCCCACGUCCGCGUCUAUAACGUCCAUGCCCGCAUCGACAUCGUCCUCAACGUCAUCGAUAGCGUCCGCAGCUGGUGGCGCAGCCCUAGCAGCGGCAGCUCUAUCGCCUGCCGUAUCCACAUCAUCAACGCCAUCGGCACUCGCGUCGACACCCCUAGCAUCUAUGCCCAUAUCGACUGCGUCAUCGCUAAAGACGACCGCCUGCAGUUACGGCGCCAGCUCAUUGCAAGCGUCCACGCCACCUUCCAUAACGGCCGGUCUUGCGACCAGCACACAACUACUGACCACCAUCGGCGUCUCGCCCACAGCCACACCCACCUCCAUCGAGCGCAUACCAACGCCGCCACUCUCGGUGACUGUGCCCAUUGGUGGCUACCAUCACUUACACCACCAUCUCCACCAUCAUCACCACCAACAGCAGCAGCAGCUGCGCUUGCACCAACAGCAGCAGCAAAUACUAUUAGACAGCAUCGUGGCCGAAAGCGCCACGCCCACAACAUCGUUGCAGUCGCUGAAGAGCAGCAGCUGCAACUUGGCUACCGCCGGCGCCGCUGAGCGCAACAGCAGCCGCAGCAGCCUGGUCGCCAUGGACUGCUAUCCGCUGACCGCCGCGGCGACAGGCGGCAUGACGCCACGUUCGCGCACACCAACAACCCUGGCGGACAACAACAAUUGCAAUUGCAAUAGCAAAGACUGUAACACGUGCACGCCGAACGGAACCACAUAGCGGCGUGUGGCUGCCGUUGCAGGCACCACACUUGAUGGCAUCGAAAUCGCGAAGAUGGCAUAGUGUGGUGGUGGGGCAGGAGAAGUAGAUAAAAGACACGGGUACGGCGCAGCGUGAACAAGUUGUGCAUUAACUAGCAACAAAUUCCUGUAUGCGUAUGCCUAGGGGCCAAGGGGGAAAUUUAUAGUCUAAGUCGCUGCAAUAUGUUGCACAUACACACUUACGUCUGUAUGUACGGCAGUUAUGUAAAUCUAUUUAAUUUGAGCAUGGAACUACUUUAACGCUGGUUUCACAUGAACUUUGUAUUCACAUCAUUUCCAAACGCAACAGUACGGCACAAGGGGGAAAACGAAAAGGCGAAAUAAAAAAUGAAAAAUGCAUAAGCGCACCGCGAUACAUUCAUACAUACACAAAUACAAUUGUGUGCGAGGUUCUUGAGCGCAGAAGUGACUGUCGCCAAAAGCGCUCUGCCGGCUGAGAUUAAAAAAAAAUUAUUUAUGAAUUCGCUUAAGCUAAAUACUUGUAUGUUUGCGAUUAUUCGAAGCCUAAAGUAAUUUAAGCAAAUAUUUUAUAUUGUAUUUAUUAAAUUAAUUUUUUAACUAUUCAAAAUUUAUGUUAGCCAAUUAAACGAAAAUUGUUUUCGGCGCCAAAAACUAAAGCGAAAAAAUGUGUAGAAUUGUGUUCAGACUUUUUCUCAAUUAAUUAUGCGUGUGUGCGUGCAAUUGCCUUUGAUUAUUAGUAAAUUAUAUUAAAAUGAUUGUUUAUUUAGUAGGAAUAAUGCUGGCAGAAUACUGCAUUCAUUCGCAGCCUCCCGCCCUUGAAUACUGUUGUGUUUUUAAACGAUUUUAAUUUGUAAAGAUUAAUCUAAAAUAAAUUACAAUUUAAGUCAAUCCAAUAAGUGUAAAUAAUCUAAACAUUAGCGUAGGUAAUAAAUAUACUAGCCUUGUCCGUACUACAUAUAAGUAGACAUACUAUUUGUAUGUAGUGUAAGUGAGGAGAAGAAAUUAUAUAAAGGAUAAAUGGAUUUUUAAUUAGUCUAAAAUAGCGGAAAGUAGCUGUAAAUGGAUAAUUAAAUAAAAUAAACUGAAUUAAAUAUGCUAUAUAUUAAA
This is a messenger RNA of Bactrocera tryoni, 3502 nucleotides long. RefSeq lists its product as uncharacterized. The record is from RefSeq and is a predicted model, not a curated record. Lineage: Eukaryota; Metazoa; Arthropoda; Insecta; Diptera; Tephritidae. Bases 591 to 2393 code for a protein of 600 amino acids. The transcript is spliced from 4 exons.